Messenger RNA from Coffea eugenioides, 1522 nucleotides. RefSeq names its product dof zinc finger protein DOF2.1-like. Bases 228 to 1154 code for a protein of 308 amino acids. Lineage: Eukaryota; Viridiplantae; Streptophyta; Magnoliopsida; Gentianales; Rubiaceae. The record is from RefSeq and is a predicted model, not a curated record. Gene Ontology annotation, biological process: regulation of DNA-templated transcription. The transcript is spliced from 2 exons. Gene Ontology annotation, molecular function: DNA binding; DNA-binding transcription factor activity.
CAUAAUCCCCACUCCUCUCUCUCUCUCUCUCUCUCUAUAUAUAUGCAAUGGACAGAGGCUUCUUGGUGGAGCUGCCCCUUCUCUGGUCUUCUUGAUUUUGCUUUGCAUGACCUCUCUUCUGCCUUACUGCUGAUUUCCUAGCCAGCCCAUCUUCUCUUUUUAUCAAAAAAACAACCUUACCAAUUGUUUCUUACUUCUAUUUGGGAAAAGCUUUAGUUGGUGCAUGGAUGGAUCCUUCAGGUGCACAGCAUCAUCACCAGGACAUGUCUUCCCAGACUCUAGAAAGCAUGCUAGUAUGCACAAAAGCACAGCAAGACAAGAAGCCAAGGCCACCUGAACAAGCCCUGAAAUGCCCUAGAUGUGACUCCACCAACACCAAAUUUUGUUAUUACAACAACUACAGCCUCACUCAGCCAAGGUACUUUUGCAAGUCAUGCAGGAGGUAUUGGACUAAAGGUGGAACCUUGAGAAACGUUCCAGUGGGUGGAGGUUGCAGAAAGAACAAGAGAUCAUCAUCCUCAUCAUCAUCUUCAAAAAGGGGCCAAGAUCAAGCAGUUGUUGCAACUAACACCAACCCACUUUCGUCCCUAACAAAUUUGCCGUACGACUCUGAUAUCAGCCUUGCCAUUGCUAGGCUCCAAAAGCAAACAAAUGGCCAUCUGGGAUUUGAUCAUGACCAUGAACUUCCUAUGCUGGGAAACCCUAACAAUCCCCAUUGUGAAGUUCUUGGAAACCAUAAUGGUCAUCACCAUCAUGUUAACAGUAGUGGUUCAGCUGCAGGGGGCUUUUUUGAUGCAUUUAGAGGAGGUUUUCUUGAAAAUCCGAAUGGCUUUCACAAUUUGUACUAUGGGAUGAGUAAUGGAAACAUGGGGCAUGUUGAAAAUGGGGGUGGCCUUGGCCUCAAUGGUAGUGAAGAAAUGUCAAUGGUGCCAUAUGAGGACAUUGGUGGAGCAACCACAACUGCAACAACAGUUACAACAGUGAAGCAAGAAAUCUGCAAUGCAAGAAAUGGUGAAAAUAGGGUGCUUUGGGGAUUCCCCUGGCAGAUUGGUGGCGAGGGAAACAUGGGAUCGGAUCUUGAUUCAGGCAGGCAAAGCUGGAACAACGGAUUUGGUUCUUCUUGGCAUGGACUUCUGAACAGCCCUCUCAUGUAGAGAUCGUUAGGAAAUCGAUAUGGCAAGAAAGGGGAAGGAAAACAAAAAAAACAAAUAGAUAGAGUUUUGUUCGAAUAUCAGACAAAAAACCUUAAAUUAAUUUCAUGAGUUUGUGUUAAAAGACUUGAUUCACCAGAAUCAAUGUCUUAAUUCUUUUUUUUUUUUUUUUUGGUUUUUAGCACGGUAGUGUAUUUCAGCUUUGUUUCUUUUAUUUAGUGGAGAAAUGAUAGUAGUUUUUUUUUUUUUUCAACAAACGAGUGGAGAAAUGAUAGUAGUAAAGUAAAUUGUUUUUAAGUAGAACCUGCAGUGGGUUGUGGGAUUUGUUUGCUUAUUUAAAGAAAGUGACUGACAGAAAGAAAUGACAUGGA